This is a messenger RNA of Numida meleagris (helmeted guineafowl), 4774 nucleotides long. It is a transcript of the gene SGCG, whose product is annotated as sarcoglycan gamma. Lineage: Eukaryota; Metazoa; Chordata; Aves; Galliformes; Numididae. The coding region runs from base 338 to 1246 and encodes 302 amino acids. The record is from RefSeq and is a predicted model, not a curated record. The transcript has 10 exons. Gene Ontology annotation, cellular component: sarcolemma; sarcoglycan complex. Gene Ontology annotation, biological process: cardiac muscle tissue development; heart contraction.
CCUCCUUCCCUUCCCGCGGCACCGCCGAGGCUGUGAGCGCGGCGCCCGCCCAGCGCCCGCCGGGACGAGGAAGCUGGAUGAGGACUUGCGUCCCGGGGCGUUCGGCAGCCUCUCGGGCAUGCGGCGGGCUGCGGAAACUCUGCCCUGCCCUGGAGCCGAGCGGGGACAUCAGGUAACCUCCCGCAGCCGUGCUCGCCUCGCCCCAUCCCGGCCCGGCCGGAAAGUUGCCUGCAGCCUCUCGGGAAGACAGCUGCCUUCAGAUGAUACAGAGCUCACUGACAGUUGUUCUUGCUCCAGUCCUACUUCAUGAGAACUUCAGAAGAUACUAACUGAGCAGAUGGUACGUGAACAAUACACUACAACAACACCAGGCACCAGCCUAGAGAGGCCAAAGAACGAAUAUGUCUACAAAAUUGGAAUUUAUGGUUGGAGAAAGCGUUGCCUCUAUCUGUUUGUUCUUCUCCUGCUGAUCAUCCUAGUUGUGAAUUUUUCUUUGACAAUUUGGAUUCUUAAAGUAAUGUGGUUUUCUCCAACUGGAAUGGGACAUCUACGUGUUACGAAAGAAGGCCUUCGUCUGGAAGGGGAAUCUGAAUUCUUAUUCCCACUUUAUGCCAAAGAAAUCCAUUCUCGAGUGGACUCAUCGCUGCUUCUCCAGUCUACUCACAAUGUGACUGUGAAUGCUCGCAAUUCUAAUGGAGAAGUCACAGGCAGAUUAAACGUGGGUCCUAAAAUGGUAGAAUUCCACAGCCAGCAAUUUCAGAUCAACUCAAAGGAUGGCAAGCCACUUUUUACAGUGGAUGAAAAUGAGGUUGUCAUUGGCACAGAUAAACUUCGAGUCACAGGGCCCGAAGGAGCACUUUUUGAACACUCUGUAGAAACACCACUUGUGAAGGCAGAAGCUUUUAAACAGCUAAGGUCAGAGAUGCUACAGACUGCCAGCAAAGCCUGGCUGGAGUCACCAACUCGGUCUCUGAGCAUGGAUGCACCAAGAGGCAUUAACAUCAAAGCGCAAGCAGGGAAUAUUGAAGCUCUUUCCCAGAUGGACAUCAAACUGCACAGCAGUGAUGGCGUUCUCUUGCUCGAUGCAGAAACGGUGAGACUGCCUAAGCUGCCCGAGGGUACAAGAGGAGGACCCGGUGUGUCCCAGGGACUGUAUGAAAUCUGCGUUUGCCCAGAUGGAAAACUUUACUUGUCGGUGGCUGGCCUGGGUUCCACAUGCCAGGAGUACAGCCGGGUCUGCCAAUGAAGCACGAUGACAGCCAGCACAUGCCCUCGCAAUUCCCGGUUUUAUAUUGUUGCUAAAGAGCAUCUACUGAAAACAGAAUUUUCAGAAUUUUAAAAACAAAAGUACUGCUGUUUAGGAAACAAUCCUGUGUCUACAACUCUGGAUUACAGGGUGAUGGGGGAAGAAGAGCACAAAUGGCAUUUCAACCUCAGAAGAGUUAGCUUGACUCUGAUGAUACAUUCUGGCAGUCACACUUUGAAAACAGCCUGACAGAGAGCGUAAGGAACAAUAAAAGGAGUAUUUUCUUGCUGAACUAUUAUUCAGUCAGAUGAUUAUGUAACUGCUAAUAUUUUUGAGCUCUGUGGGUUUUUUCUCUCACUACAUGUAAACACUUACUGUAUUAGUGGGCUAUAUUAAAUUGAGUGAACUACUUGAACUAUUUGAUAAAACAAAGCAUUCUUUGGGGGAAUUCAGACAGUGCCAGCAAAAGGUCUAUGCAAUUUUGUUCUUGCAAUAACACAAAAUAUGAAAGAUGUGCUAUUUGUAUAAGUCUUGUGUAAAAGGUGUGAAUUUGUUGAUAGCUUUCUAUUUUAAUUUGGCAACUUACAUGCUGAUUUGCUUAUUACUAAGAUUCACCUAAAACUAACCAAUGCAAAUGUUCCAGGAGUUACUUACACCCUCCUGUGUCUUCAAAGUUUUUCACUGAAGAGAAGUAUGUCAGUAUAUUUUAUAAUAGCAAUAGUUACACUGCCUGUACCAUCGCACUCAUUUAAAAAAGCCUUUUUAAUUUUAGGACAUGCUAAUUCAACAAGGCAAAUUGCUCUGCCAGCUCGACAGAAAUAAUCCUUAAUGUGGCUCCACGUUGUCUGCUGCAAGGAAUUGUUUGGGCGGUGGGGGAAAAAAAUCCUUUUGCAGCCCACGGGAUUCAGUUAUGAGGACUAUUCAAUUUCCAUCUGCAGCUGUUGACUGAUAUCUCUGAUGCUGUCAGAGUGGGACUCCACCACAAAUGGGGAGAGUAAAACUACUCUUUUUUUUUUUUUUUUCUUUUUACAUUAGGACUUUAGAUACCAAGUAAAUGCUCACCAGAGCCGAGAAACUAUUUAUUGACCUUGGAGAGAAACACGACUGCAGACUCAUUCCCCUGUACAGUGUUGCACUGAACACUAAUAAAUUGUUUGCACACCUCCAGAUAGCAGAAUUUGUAUUUAAUAAUCUCAAGGUAUUUCAGUGCCAUUGAUGCUGUUUUGUAUACCCUUGAUAUUCUCCCAAGUAGGAGCUGCUAUCACAUAGUGCCUUGGAGUCUGUUUACAGAAAGAUUUUAAACCAUAAUAAUUAUUAAACCACAGAAUACCCAUCGUUCACAGAAAAGAAGCUUCAUCUUUAAGGCUGGAGAAUCGGAACAAAAGAAUGAGCAAAACUGCCAUUUUUUACACUUGGUGCUUUGGCUGUUCUGGAGGGUUGGAGAAACCAAUGCUGAUCUAGGAUCCUAGACACCGAGAAAAGACUGAGUGGAAAAAAAGCCCCCAGUUAACAGUAUCCACUCAUAUUGAGGUAAAGCUUUGGGUAGUCCCUGCCUCAAGGGCUGUCUUUGUAAUUUAUCCAGUGAUGGUAAUGUACAAUGCUGAAAUUACCCUUCAUUAGCAGGGUGGAGCCCUCAGCAAUUGAUGCAAACUAGAAGAGCUUCAAUGGGAAAAAUAGGAGACGUGAGAGCUGAAAUGUUGGGUCCCUUCAGGCCAAGGAGGCAACUGAAUCAAGGUCUCCCAUGUUCUGUGGGGAGUGCUCUGAUUGCUAACAUCAUGCCUAAGGGUGAAGCAGGAAGCCACACAGCUUCCAUGUCUCAAAUUCCUUUUGCCCGAGCUUAGGGAUCUCUCUCCAGUAUUGAUCCCAGGGCUCUUGUCUCUAAAGAGGGGAAUAUUUCUCUACUACUGAAUAAUGCAACUAAGCCCUCAACUGAAACAGGCUUUAACAGAAAUAGGUCUCUGGCAUUUCUUUAAAGUCGGUUUAGGUGGUUACAGCUCCCCAUACAAGUUCUUGCAGACCAAAUUAUGAGUAGCCUUACUUUAUUCAUUGAAUGGAAAAUCUGUGUAAGUAAAAGCAAAUUCCACUGCUAAAAGAAAAUCGGAGGGCUGUAAUGUCUGUAAGUAGUCCAACAGUGAAACAGAGGCUAAAGUCCUCAGAGAGUUCAGUCACUAUCUAGUUGCAGACAUCUGAGUUUUCCUCAUACUUACGAUUCUGACAGCAAGGACCAUAUAUCCACUUGCAUGUGGUACCAAACUUCUGAUCUACCAGACUAAACCUCUAAAUUUUAGCCAGAGACUGAAAUUAAAUGUGUUAUUCACAAUCUGCCUAUUCUGCGGGCCAUGAAAAUAUAGCAAUUUGAGUUACUCAUUUUAAGCUUCUGCUUUGUGGGCACAUUUUCAAACAUGAAUUGCCAGUUAAUACAGAGCAGGGGACUGAAUCCAGCCUUUCCAUGUUUCACAAGAGUAACCUACUGCCUAAAAUGCUGCGUAUUUGGAAGCAAUUUCAUUUGCAACUUUGUCCAUUGAAAUUUCUCUGCCUUAGUUAACAUUUACGAAGCUGUGGUGUAUACCUAGGAAAACUGGCGUGCCAUUCCCUGGCUAAGUAACGCUACUAAGCAUUAUGACACCUCAGUUAAACAUUGAAGUAACUACUGCGUUUCUGUGGAGAGAAUGCUUUUUGACUUGCCUAAGUCCAGAGGUGAAUCCUGAGUAGUGCAGAGAUCUGUUGUGUCCUGGGCUGGGCUAUUAUCCAAAUCUAGCUUGUUUGUCUCUCUCCGUUAUUUUAGACUUCAAUUCUUGUUUUUGUUGUGCUACAAAAUUGACAUUGAAAACAUAACUGUGUUUUCUAAAUUGUAAGUGGAAAAACUACUGUUUUUUUUAAAGUGUGGAUAACAAUUUCUUGUCACCGAAGAACAUUUUGGUUUAUUUUAAUUCUGGUUAGUGAAGAAAAUAAGCUUAUGCUAACGUUAUCACAGUAUAAUCAGUUGACACCAUUAUCGGAAUUGUUAAAGUCAUUGCAGUUCAUAUAUCACUAAAUCAUCAUUUCUAAUAUCUCCAUAUGGACAACUUACCAUCACUUUUAAAUACUUCAAGAUUACUGUUUCUGCUUGAAUCAAACUCUAAUAAAUAGUUAGAGACCAACAGAAAAUUACAGCACAGGAAAUCAAGAUGAGGCACUUCUCUGAUUUAUUUUCAGAAGUGUUAAACAAAUGGAGAAAAAAAAUACCACCCAGCAUUCUGAACUGUAUUGUUGCAUAAUUCCCUCCCCCCCCCCCUUCAAAAAAAAAAAAAAAAGAACUAAUUAUGGCAGUUAUUGUAGCUGGUGAAGAUUACUACAUGUUGGAAAAUUAAAAAGGCCAAAUGAUAGUAAAUACUUACUGAUAAUUGCCCAGACCCAGCCCUCUGUGUUUCCAUUUUAGUUCUUCAUUAUUUACGCUUGUCUAUCUUUUUAUAGAGCUUUAUGCAAAAAGAAAUGGCAAGAAUUAACUGAAAACUGAGUUCUUAAAUAAACUUUAUACAUUUUGAAAAA